Molecule: messenger RNA, 1543 nt
Organism: Cyprinodon tularosa
Lineage: Eukaryota; Metazoa; Chordata; Actinopteri; Cyprinodontiformes; Cyprinodontidae
Product: butyrophilin-like protein 2
Exons: 8
Coding region: 70-1413 (447 amino acids)
Source: RefSeq, a predicted model, not a curated record
GUGAAAGUGCCUCCAUCAAAGGAAAGUUAAUAAUAUAGUGUAGUCCCUAACUAUGACAAGUUAUUCACUAUGGAGUUGAUUCCUGUAAUUUUGCUGUUUUUUUGCACUGAUUUAGCACUGAACGUCAAAGAUCCAGAUUUAGUGUGCCCCUCUGAGCCAGUAGGGGCAGUAAAGAGUCAAGAUGUCAUUUUGCCAUGUCACCUGGAGCCACCGAUGGAUGCCUCAGCAGAAACAGUAAAGUGGAAGCAAGGGAAAAAUGUUGUACACCUUUAUCGAGGAGGAAAAAAUCAUCCCACAGAGCAAUAUGAGAGGUAUAGAGGGCGAACAUCUCUUUUCACCGAAGGACUGACUGAAGGAAAUCUGUCUCUUGCUCUGUCUUCAGUAAACUUGAAUGAUAAUGGAACAUACCAGUGCUCCCUCCAAACUGAAUCCCAGAAUAAAAUGUGUUACAUUAAUCUCAACGUUGAACCCUACCUAGUGUGCCCCACCAACCACAUUGAUGUGACAGCAGGUGACAAUGUCGUUCUGCCAUGUUACCUCGAUCCACCUGUGGACGCUUCAACCAAAACCAUUCUGUGGAAAUUCAGAAACAAAAUUCUACUCCAUUAUAAAAGUGGAGCACAUACGUUUGUAGAAGAUGAAGAACAGAUCUACCUUUUUAAUGAAGGACUGACAACAGGAAAUCUAUCCCUGAAACUCUCUCAGGUGUACUUCCAUGACAACGGAGAAUACAAGUGUUACUUUAUCACUAAACAUGUAAAAAGAAGUUGCUCAUUUAUCGUCACUGUUGGUGUUGCAGACGAGACAGAAAUUAUAGGCUCAGAGGAACCAGUCUCAGCAGAGGUCGGAGAUCAUGUUAUUCUGCCAUGUCAUGUGGAGCCCCCCAUCAGCCUGACCGAUCAAACAGUGGAAUGGAGUUUCAACAACUCUAAUGUGCAUGUUUACAGAAGUAAAAAAGAUGAUCCAGGAUCGCAAGAUGAGAGAUACAAAAACAGGACAUCUCUUUUCCAUGAGGAAUUAAUCCAUGGUAACAUGUCUCUCAAGCUGAUUAAUGUAACUAAAGAAGAUGCAGGAAAUUACACCUGUAUCAUUCCAAAGAUGGCUGUUAAAGGACAGAUGGGGAUGGUUACCCUGAAAGUUGUUUCAGAAGACAUGUGUUUUUGUCCAGUUCCACAUAACAAGGAUAAGGAUAAUGAAUUGUCCCAUUGCUGUUCACAUGAAGUGUGUAUUGCUUUGGGUGUCUUACUAUUGGUCUUACAACUUGUCUGCAUUGGCUUACCGGUAAUCAUUUUUUGUGUAGGAGCUAAAAAGAAGUGUGGACGUGCAGAACAAGUGGAAGCAAAUGAGAACCAUCUUGAGAAUUUCCCAACCAAUCAUGAUGAUGAGUCACCUGGCGCCAGCCCAGAGACAUAGCUCAACAUAAAUCAUCUUUAAGGCUUAAGCUGUAAAAUAUGCUGCCAAAUAACUCAGCUAUUCCUUUAUUUCUGCUAUCUGUGAUAAUAACAUUAUCCCUGAAUUAUUAAUUAAAUUAAUCUUAAUCACA